UCGUGUCCAAACAUUAACCUUGAGUCUUGCCCUCCUCUGUCAUCUAUCCACGCCCGAACCCGAAAAAAAAUCUCAACAGAGAAAAACCCACAAAAGCUUUUGAGCUUUGGUAGUAAUGGCGGGUUUGGCAAUUUCACCUCCUCUCGGUCUUUCCUUCUCUUCUAGAACCAGAAACCCUAAACCCACUUCGUAUCUAUCUCACAAUCAAAGAAAUCCUGCAACGCGUAUAGUUUCUGCGCUUCCGAGUCCGUAUGGCGAUUCUCUGAAAGCUGGACUUUCGAGUAACGUUUCUGGAUCCCCAAUAAAGCUUGACAACAAUGAUCCUCUUAGCGUUGCGCCAAGAUUUGGAGUGAUAGAGGCGAAAAAGGGAAACCCGCCUGUUAUGCCUUCAGUGAUGACCCCUGGAGGACCUUUAGAUCUUUCCUCUGUAUUAUUCCGCAACCGCAUUAUCUUCAUUGGGCAACCAAUCAACGCACAGGUUGCUCAGCGAGUCAUAUCUCAGCUUGUAACCCUUGCAUCUAUUGAUGAUAAAUCCGACAUCCUGAUGUACUUGAAUUGCCCCGGAGGCAGCACCUACUCCGUCUUAGCAAUCUAUGACUGUAUGUCCUGGAUAAAGCCUAAAGUUGGAACGGUGGCGUUUGGAGUCGCAGCGAGCCAAGGAGCACUUCUUCUUGCUGGAGGUGAAAAAGGAAUGCGCUAUGCAAUGCCAAACACUCGUGUCAUGAUACAUCAACCGCAAACUGGAUGCGGAGGACAUGUGGAGGACGUGAGGAGACAGGUGAAUGAAGCCAUCGAGGCCCGACAAAAAAUUGACAGGAUGUAUUCAGCAUUCACUGGACAACCUCUCGAGAAAGUGCAACAAUACACUGAAAGAGAUCGUUUCUUAUCUGCUUCUGAGGCACUUGAGUUCGGGCUUAUCGAUGGUCUAUUGGAAACAGAAUACUAAAACAGCACAGAGAGAAGCUCAUUGCAAUGUUCGAACCUUCCAAUUUCAUUUAAAUUAUGAACAUUUGUAACUGACAUUUGUGCAUAAACGAGUUUGGUUUUCUUGGAUUUACAGUCUACUAAACAGAAUUCCAAACUGCCUUUGUUUUU
Molecule: messenger RNA, 1095 nt
Organism: Eutrema salsugineum
Lineage: Eukaryota; Viridiplantae; Streptophyta; Magnoliopsida; Brassicales; Brassicaceae
Product: ATP-dependent Clp protease proteolytic subunit 6, chloroplastic
Exons: 9
Coding region: 116-946 (276 amino acids)
Biological process (GO): protein quality control for misfolded or incompletely synthesized proteins
Cellular component (GO): endopeptidase Clp complex
Molecular function (GO): serine-type endopeptidase activity; ATPase binding; ATP-dependent peptidase activity
Source: RefSeq, a predicted model, not a curated record